Messenger RNA from Closterium sp. NIES-65, 2610 nucleotides. The record is from the annotation of a GenBank genome assembly. Lineage: Eukaryota; Viridiplantae; Streptophyta; Zygnematophyceae; Desmidiales; Closteriaceae.
AUGCAUGGCCGCAUUCUUUCUGACAGAACUGCUUGCCAUGUCGUGACAAUCUGCUUCUCCAACGCGCUACUCUUCUUCCUCUCCUUGUGUUGCCGCAUCCCCCUUGCUGCUGCAGGCUCGCUCCGAAACGGUGACGUGGUGGAGCCGACUGUUCUCACCAAGGGCACAGUCGCAGAGACAGGCAGUGUAUUCACAGCCGACCCUCUCGUGCUCUUCUCGUACGAUUCUGUGAAGGAGGGCUGUGGCACCCAGCUGCAGUUCCAAUCCAACUUCACCUUCUUCAUGUUCCCCACUGCUGCUGCUGCUUCUGCGAGCAACCCCGAUCGCCAGGGAGGCAACGGGCUGGCGUUUGUGAUUUCUGCGACGAAUGCAGCAGGAUCUGGCGGGGAGGGGGGAGGGGUGGGGUACGCUGGCAUGGACGCUCGGAGCGUGGCGGUGGAGUUUGACACGUUCACAGAUGCAGCGCAUGGGGACAUGCCCGGCCACCACGUGGGGCUCAACACCCGCGGCACCGCCACUUCCAUCAAGGCCGUCCGUGCUCCCUUCCCACUCAACGGUCGCAACGCCUACACGGCAUGGAUUGACUACAAGCCGGGAAGCCCCGGAACUCUGAGGGUGUAUCUCGCUCGGGAUGAUAUCAAACCUGGCGUGCCUCUACUGGAGAGCCCUCUAUCGCUGUGUGACGUGCUGCAGCCAACUGCUGCUGAACCGUCCUUCUACUUUGGGUUUGUGGCGUCUACCGUGGCCCCUUACCUUCAACAGCACGCCAUCCUGGUGUCUCUCAUUCGAACAGGGUUUUCGGUUUCCGCAAAGCCCAGUACAGUAUCCAUCGUUCCAGCCUAUGGACUAACGGUGUCGGCAGCGACGUUCCGCCCGGCUCGGGCGAGUCCGUUCACGCGGUACGUGAGUGCGUCGUACACUCUCACGCAGUCGGGGCAGCAGGACGCCUGGCUCCUCCGCGACCCCUCCUCCUGGGAUGUGACGUGGCUUAACUGGCCCGUCAAGGACCAGGACGCCUGCAGCCUGAAACCGUUCCACUCUCCUCUCCAUCCCUGUCCCAUUUGCUUCCCAGAUGCGUGCUGGGCGUAUGCAGUGGUGGCGAGCAUAGAAGCAGCAUACGGCAUUGCAGAAGCAAAAGCCGCGCCACAACUCUCAGUGGAGUCGCUCUUUGCAGCCAUGGGGCUCACCACUCAAGAAGGGAAGUGCAGCGCUGGAGGCUCUCCGACUGAUGCCUUUGAGAAGCUGCUUGCUCUGCCCAAAGGGGGAGUCGCUCUUGCUGUCAACGCCACUGCCAGUGGAGCGCCUGCAAGCACACGCAAACGAGCUGUUGUCAAGUACUACCCCAUCCAAGGCUUUGAGCGCACGCGGUUCAAGGGGUAUGUGGGGCUCAUGCUGGCAGUGCAGCGGCAGCCAGUGGUGGUUCACAUCGAAGCCUCUACGCCCACAUUUGUCGAUUAUGACGGGACGAUCAAAUACCAAGAUGCUGGCUGCUACACUGGCAGGCUGAACCACGUUGUCCUCGUUAUUGGCUACUCUGUUACAGUUGGUGAAAAGGAGAAACUGCGCAUUCCCCCUCCAUACUGGAUCAUUCGCAACUCGUGGGGAGUGGAGUGGGGAGAUAAAGGCCACAUGCGCAUGGACAUUCAGGGAGGUGAUGGCGUGUGUGGCAUCAACGUGCUGCCUGGCAUCUACCCCAUUGUCAAGAUCCCGGGCGACCCCUGUCUUCUCCAGGGCUUUAAAUUUGACCGGGAGGACUGGCCGGCCAUGAACCCGUGCGGGCGCUUUGACUGCCGCGCCAACGCGCGCCGCACCUUGUACACAUGCAACUGCAACCUGCCCCGCCCCGGGCCCCAGCCGUUUGUGGAGGUCACCAACAUGGACGCCUCACGCACCUGCGCCUACGUGGACGUGUGUGGGUCCCACACCAGCAACCCCUGUGCCGUGGGCACAUGCAUCAACGAUGGCAAGGGCGCCUACUCCUGCAUCUGCCCUCCCAACUACGCCCCCACCACCACCAUUGACAACUUCCCCACCUGCGGCCCUGCCGACGUGACAGCAACAACAGUGGCAGUGGGAGCAGACAACUGGCAGUGUGCGGACGUGCAUCCAGUCAUGGGGCUCACCCUUUCCAUCUUCACCACACUCAACAAGGGCAUUGACUGCAGCAAGCCGCUGAAGAGAGGCACAACACUGAAUAUCAAGCCCCCUUCCCCCAUUGUUGCCUGCACCACCUUUUUCUUCACUGUGAACGGAGAUACAUGUGACUCCAUAAUCAAUCGCGUGCAAAUGGCAACCGACGGCACCUUUGCAGCCCUCAACCCCGGGGUUGACUGCUCCAAGAGCCUCUCUCCUGGCCGCUCUCUGUGCCUGGAGCGCAAUCCAGAGCUCGUGAGCACGUCGCCUGUGUGCUUGCAAUACGCGAUGCUGACAGCGCAGGAAACGUGCGAGCGGCUGCUGAAAGGGUCUGUUGCCAUAGUGAAUGCGGCUGCGUGGGCCGCUCUCUACCGCAACAACCCCGGCCUCGUCUGCUCCAACACCAUCCCUGGCUCUGCUUCGGCUGCUGGGAGCAACACUGGUGUGCAGGUGAGAGGGCAGGCGGAGGGCGGGUGA